Messenger RNA from Trypanosoma grayi, 414 nucleotides. RefSeq lists its product as hypothetical. The record is from RefSeq and is a predicted model, not a curated record. The transcript has a single exon. Lineage: Eukaryota; Euglenozoa; Kinetoplastea; Trypanosomatida; Trypanosomatidae. Bases 1 to 414 code for a protein of 137 amino acids.
AUGAUGUCGGCUCACCGCGGCUGCUGUUUCCACGGUGCAACGGCAGCGUGGGGGCGGGUGGUGCGGAAUUUGGCAACGUUGACAACAGCGGCGCUGCUGCUGCUGCUGCGACAACAACAACAACAACAGCGGCUACCACCACCACCACCACUGACAACAACAGCAACAACAACAACGCUACCAGCAACAGCAACACGAUUACUGGUCCUGAAGGACAUGCGGUUGCGGCAGCAGCAGAAGCUGAUGGCGGUGCAGCAACAGCAAACACCGGGUGCAGUACGGUUCCCGCAAACAAGACCAGGUCGAAACAAAGCGGCAUGGACCUUUCGCCGUUCCGCACGCCGAUGGUGGCGGCGGUGGCGGCGCCCGUUGACGACGGUGACGAGUCGCCCGGCACCUCACUGCCGGAUUUGA